This is a messenger RNA of Protopolystoma xenopodis, 1578 nucleotides long. NCBI's taxonomy places the organism in Eukaryota, Metazoa, Platyhelminthes, Monogenea, Polystomatidea, Polystomatidae. The record is from the annotation of a GenBank genome assembly.
AUGACCACUCAAGAAAUGCCAGCAGCUCCCUUAUUACUUUCCAAGGCUGCUAUUUCUCCCGAAAAUAAGAUCAGACCAGACGAUGGUGAAAGAAUAUCUCAAAUGAUUCAGGACACAGUCCAGGACCAUCUCAAUCAACAAUAUGAAAGUCAAAAACAGCAAACAGAACUCACAUCUCCAGUAAGUACAAUGAAUGAAGGGAACGACAAUAGACAUAAACAGGACCAAGCAGGGGGAAAUAGUGACAGUGAAGGUUGUUUCUUCAAUAGUAGACAAAAAGGAAGCCAGACUACACCACCCAGUCUAGGGGCAAGGCGACAAUGGCAAUCCUGCGAUAGGUGUAUUGAGGAUAGUGUCAGGGGUAACAAGUGGCGACAUAAAAUGAAGGAAAUGCGAAAGAUGAAGAAUAUGCGGGUACCGAACAAAGCAGGUCAGAAGAAAAAAGCCGAACUGAUGGCUUGGCUAGGUUUCGACAGUCCUCAUUCAGAAAAAAAUAAGCAGGCUAUGCAUAAAUAUUACCAACAUUACCGACGCCGUUUGGGAUGCGGCGAUAUCAUGCCAACCCCUUCAUCGAAAAGUUAUCGGCUGCCCUACGACAAUUACGUGUCAACAGAAGGAUUUCAACUGCCAGUAGCACCAUCAAAGUCCGCCUUGAGCACACAACCACAGGAGGUUACGGCUUAUUGUCAACAUCUUGCUGGCUGGCCCUGGUCUAUUAUAGGUAAACAGAUGGAUGCCCUAGACUCUACGUUAUACGGUGACCGUGAAACUAAAUAUCACUCUAGUAGGCACAAACGUCCCCACAGUCAUCACUGUCACCGAAAUCGCAGACGAUUUCGAGCAUUGAGCUGUUGCAAUCAUUCCAGUUUUGUACCUUCUGCAUCGUUAUAUUCCUGCUGCCAGUCAGGAAAUGAAGCCCUCAAUGGUGGCUGCGAUUAUCUUUGUGACAGCAAGCACCAUGGAAAUUUCUGUCGUAUGGCGGAUGUAUGUAAUUAUGAGAAGAAAAUGGCUGAAAGGGAUGCUUGCUUGUGCAAGAAAGGAGCUUCAUCUGAACGCUAUGCCGGAGUGGAUUCAGGUAGAACUGGAGGCGCUAGUAGCGAAAUAGUGCAUGCAGACACAUCUGCUUUCUGUAGCAGCUCUUUUGACCCUGCCUACCUGCACAGCUUUGGGGCUGAAGGUGUUAAACAACAGUGCUGUCCUUGCCACAGCAGAUUCACAGGAUCCUACAGUUCAUCUGACCACCUAUGUCCGUCAAAUCUUACAUUAAAUCAGCAGAACAGUGCACAACUGAAUGAGUUCUGCCCAUAUCGUGACCAACUUAACUCAACUAAAAAUGGUAGCUCAUGUCUUUCGAAAAACUCGUCUGUGGCCCUAACGAGUACUUCUAUGUUGGUCCCUGUCACAGUUGCUGCACCUGGCUGUUCAUCUGCGAACCUCAUUACGAGCCCUUUGUGUCCCUCCGGCUCAGAUCAUGCUGUAUAUCCUCAAAAGUAUUGCCAAGCCUUAAACGGAAACGGUAUAAGAUGGACAAAUACAGGUGAUCAAAACCAAGUUGGCUCAAUGGGUAGACAGGUAUGA